ACAGGAAGUACAAAGAACUCAUCUCGCGUCCUCUAGCUACCUCAGUGAUCUUUGCUUCAACCCGUCAACAACCCGCGGAAGUUCAAAUCAGCUUGUUUGGGAAAAACCUGGUGAAACUAACAAAAAAUGGCGGCGAGAGAAAGCAAGUUAAAACAGCGAAAGGAAAUUAUCCACACCACGUUUGAGUCCAGCACAGACUCCACUGCGGUCGAAGAAAAGUUUUUUGGGCAAGCAGAGGAGGACGAGGACGACGGGCCCGUAGUCUUCAUCUGCGGGAAGUGCAAGUUGCCUGUCGGGGAUUCGAUGUCGUGGGAUGGAAGCGAAGACGGUCAAAACCAAAUAAGAUUGAAAAGGGUCACUGACAACGUCGUGGUUGGAAAAGACACACGCCUGCACGACGCGAGUAAACGAUCUCUCUGUCUGAUCGUGGAUCUGUUCUGUCGAGGCUGCCACUCAGUGCUUGGAAUGGUUUUCGCAUCAACGCCUAAGAACCUCGACUACAAGAGGUUUACAUUCUGUUUCAACGUGGCAGAUCUUGACAGCUAUGUGCUCGGCUCUGCGAGCCAGAUGUUGGCAGCAGAGGGCCCCAAAGAGCAGCCGGUCACACUGGAGUACAGAGGCAUCGUGGAACAACAGCUAACAGAGAUGAAAAUGCUGGUCAUAUCCAUGGCCCAGCGGCUGGAGGAGAUCGGCGUUCAGAACGAAUGCGAUGUGGCGUGACCCCUACAGACGUCUGGGAGCGGGGCUUCGUCCAGGUGUCGGCGGUGACGUCUCGUCCCUCACCUUUUUCCUGCUCACAAUUUAAUCUAGACCACAUUCCUCUGUAGUAUGUUCUGUCCUAGCCUCACCUUGCAGACACACAGCCUCCACUCGGCUUGUUCCUGAUCACCGGUGGUGAAACAAAGGCCGCCUGCAAACGUAAUCAAUCAUGUUGUCAGUUGGGCUCGCGUGGCUCGCGGCACCAUCUUUCCAGUGUGUCUCAGUGCACAGCGAGUGUACGCUGUGAGCAGAAUGUUUAUUUGUGCAGGUUUUCAUCAGGCGGACUGCACACUCAGCACAAUGCUGUAUUGAUCCGGCCCCACACACUUUCUCUUUGUUCCCUUCCUCAAGCGUGGAGGCUUGAGGGAUUGCUGUCAAUUAGCGUUUUAUCAUUUUCAACAAUUUAUCAGUGGUAAUGACAAAUGUGGUCUUUUAAAACUGGCUGCGUUUGAGUCUUGCAUGUUAUUGGCUUUUUUUCACUUGAGAAUUGACUAAAUAAAUCUCAGAUAUUGGCCAAAUCUUCUCAGAAACAGACAUUUAUUCGCUUUCCUUAAUUUGUUAAAUUUUCUCAUUGUUGGUCUGUUUUACUGUUCAUUGUUGUAAAGUUUUCUUUGGAACUUGUGUAAUAAAGUAUGGAAACGUCUUAAA
Molecule: messenger RNA, 1407 nt
Organism: Pungitius pungitius (ninespine stickleback)
Lineage: Eukaryota; Metazoa; Chordata; Actinopteri; Perciformes; Gasterosteidae
Gene: mis18a
Product: MIS18 kinetochore protein A
Exons: 5
Coding region: 127-720 (197 amino acids)
Biological process (GO): CENP-A containing chromatin assembly; chromosome segregation
Cellular component (GO): chromosome, centromeric region; chromatin; nucleus
Source: RefSeq, a predicted model, not a curated record